GUGUCCUCCCGGACUGGGGAGUGCAGCGCGGGGCGGGGACUCGCAGAGAGGAGAACAGCGCAUCAACCCCAGCGGGAGGCGCGCAGGUCUCGGGAUGCGGAAGGCGGGCAGGCGCCGCGCUCCUCUCCGCCCCCACGAGCAAGACGGUCACGUGCAGCGGAGGGGCUGACCUCCGCGGGCGGGCCUGGGAGGGGCGCCGCGCAGGUGGUUCAGGGUCGCCCGAGGCUAGGCGCGAGGCGGGCGCUUGCGCAGCGCGGGGCGGAGUGCGAGCCGGGGCCGGAACCGCCGCGGGUCGGGAAGGGCGGGGAGGAGCCUGGGAGCGCGCCGGCCGCCGCAUGGGGAGGGGCGGGGCGGAGCCGCGGCGCGCGCGCCCGUCGGAGGGGGCGGGACAGAGCAGCCAUUGGGCGCGCUCAGGUUGGCCGCUGGGAGCGUGGGGCGAGCGUGGACCGCGGCGCGGCGGUGCGAUUCUUUUCCCGGCCCUUCUCCCCGCCCCAGGCGAGGGCACCGUGUGGCGGCGGCGGCGGGGCCAGCGAGGCCGGAGGAGGCGGCUGUGCCCGGGCAUGGUGGUCUGGGGCAACGCGGAAGGUGGAGGAGUUACUGAUGGCCAUGGAGAAGGUAAAACAAGAGCUGGAGUCCAUGAAGGCGACGCUGUCCUGCACUCAGCAGUCACUGGCAGAGAAGGAAACUCAUUUGACCAACCUUCGGGCCGAGAGAAGAAAACACUUAGAGGAAGUUCUGGAGAUGAACACAUGCAAAUGACAGUCCAGGCUCUCCAGGAUGAAUUGCGGAUCCAGAGGGACCUGAACCAGCUGUUUGAACAGGAUAGUAACAGUAGGACUGGUGAGCCUUGCGUGGCAGAGCUGACGGAGGAGAACUUUCAGAGGCUGCACACUGAGCAUGAGCGGCAGGCCAAGGAGCUGUUCCUCCUUCGAAAGACUCUGGAGGAGAUGGAGCUGCGGAUUGAGACUCAGAAGCAAACCCUGAACGCUCGGGACGAAUACAAGAAGCUUCUGGAGAUGUUGCAGAGCAAGGGGCUUUCUGCUAAGGCUACUGAGGAGGACCAUGAGAGAACAAGGAGACUGGCAGAGGCAGAGAUGCAUGUCCACCACCUCAAAAGCCUUUUGGAGCAGAAGGAAAAAGAGAACACUCUGUUGAGAGAGGAGAUGCAUCGGAGAUUUGAGAAUGCCCCUGAUUCUGCCAAAACUAAAGCUCUGCAAACUGUUAUCGAAAUGAAGGAUUCAAAAAUUUCCUCUAUGGAGCGUGGGCUCCGAGACUUGGAAGAGGAGAUUCAGAUGCUGAAAUCGAACGGGGCUUUGAGUACUGAAGAACGAGAGGAAGAAAUGAGGCAAAUGGAGGUCUAUCGGAGCCAUUCUAAAUUUAUGAAAAACAAGGUCAUGAUUGGUCAGGUGAAGCAGGAGCUGUCCAGAAAGGACACAGAACUACUAGCCCUACAGACAAAGCUAGAAACACUCACCAACCAGUUCUCAGACAGCAAGCAACACACUGAAGUGCUGAAGGAGUCCUUGACUGCUAAGGAGCCUCGAGGGCUGCCAUCCUGCAGAACGAGAGUGGACAGGCCAAAAUCUCAUCAAGUUCGAACCUCUGGUACAAUAAGGCGAACCUCUUCUUUGGAUACGACCUUAUCUCACAGGACAGUGGCCACGAGAUCCUCAUGUUCAUUACCCUUCAUGCAUGAAAGAUAAAGCU
Balaenoptera acutorostrata (minke whale) is the source of this 1707-nucleotide messenger RNA. RefSeq names its product ELKS/Rab6-interacting/CAST family member 1-like. NCBI's taxonomy places the organism in Eukaryota, Metazoa, Chordata, Mammalia, Artiodactyla, Balaenopteridae. Gene Ontology annotation, biological process: regulation of synaptic plasticity; neuromuscular synaptic transmission; maintenance of presynaptic active zone structure. Gene Ontology annotation, cellular component: cytoskeleton of presynaptic active zone. Gene Ontology annotation, molecular function: structural constituent of presynaptic active zone. The record is from RefSeq and is a predicted model, not a curated record.